Molecule: messenger RNA, 846 nt
Organism: Microthlaspi erraticum
Lineage: Eukaryota; Viridiplantae; Streptophyta; Magnoliopsida; Brassicales; Brassicaceae
Source: the annotation of a GenBank genome assembly
AUGUUGAAACGCAUGGAAUUACCGGUUUUCUCCGGAGACGAUGCUUAUGGAUGGAUUGCUCUAGCUGAACGGUUUUUCAGAAUUGGAGGUUAUAGUGAGGAAGAUAAACUAGAAGUGGUUUCGAUCAGUUUAGGUGGUGAUGUCUUAAGCUGGUUCAACAGUGAAACGCAUCGGAAACCUUUUCUUAGUUGGCAGGACUUCACUGAUCGUCUGAUUGCACGUUUCAGUCGAGAGAAGUUACAAGAUCCAAGUCAACGAUUCUUCAAUGUUACACAAACUGGUUCAGUUUCUGAAUAUAUUCACAUGUUUGAAGAUCUCUCUACUCAAGCUACUGGAUUGUCGGACAAGCAAAUGGAAGGUAUUUUUAUGAAUGGGCUGACUCUUGACAUGAGAGAAAGAGAGAGGCAGCAGAACAACAAAUCUUCGGUUCACCCUCCUCCUUCCAAAUCCUACUCUAGUCAGACAGUGCCUCCUUGGAAGAUGAAACAACUACAACAAAGUCCUUCUUCUGCGCAAUCUAGACCGCAAAUCAAAUUGACGGAAGCUGAAAUUGCAGAGAAUAAGAGAUUGGGUCUGUGCUUCAAGUGUCCUGAAAAGUGGUCUAGAACACAUCUCUGUCCAGAAAAAUCUCUUCAGGUUCUCACGGUGGUUAAUGGUUUUGACAUGGAGAUUCUGGAUCAACACUUAAUUGAAGUGGCAGAGGAUUAUCAUGUGGAAGAACCAUCAUUGCUCAUGGAAUUAUCCUUAAACUCCUUCUUAGGGAUAGAUUCUCCUACUACAACCAAAAUGACAUGGUUGAUUAAGAAGAAUCAAGUAGUAGUUAUGUUAGCCAGUGGUGCUACAUAA